Drosophila grimshawi is the source of this 1571-nucleotide messenger RNA. RefSeq lists its product as uncharacterized. The transcript is spliced from 4 exons. The record is from RefSeq and is a predicted model, not a curated record. NCBI's taxonomy places the organism in Eukaryota, Metazoa, Arthropoda, Insecta, Diptera, Drosophilidae. The coding region runs from base 1 to 1215 and encodes 404 amino acids. Gene Ontology annotation, biological process: cell surface receptor signaling pathway via JAK-STAT; embryonic development via the syncytial blastoderm.
AUGCUGAGAUUCGCAUAUGCUCCGACGACAACUGUUGGCCCGCCCACAGCCAGCAGCAACAACACCAAAACGGCCAACACAACGAAAACGACAACAACGACGACGACGGAGGCAAAGCCGCAGUUGCCGCGCAGCGCCCGAAGCCGUCCCCAGACAGCGGCAGCCCUGCUGAUGCUCGCCGCUCUAAUGUGCGCCGUCAGCGGUGGCAUUGCUGCACCUGCACCUGCACCUGCACCCGCCCAGCUCCCUGCCACACUCGGCGACCCGCUCGCCUCAACGAGCGUCGUCAUUCAUCCAACGGUAAAUCGGACGCGUCUCCAGAAGCGUCAUUACAACGGUGGCAGCAUCAAGGCGCGCUUCUACAGCGAACUGAAGCGCACCGAGCUCUACUGGAGCAAUGCCUGCGGUGGCAACUGGACGGGUCCCGCCUCGGACACCAGCGUGUUGCGGCCACACAAUCGUUGUGCCCAGCACAAGAAGCUGCUUCGCCAGCUACAGAAAAAGGCGCGCAGCGAGCUGAAUGAGCUGCGGACGAACAACAAACAGCGGCAACAGGUCAACUCGCUGAAGGCACAGGUCACAUCCUCCAACCAGGCCAUUGACAUAUCCAAGUACCGCAUGUGGAGUGUGCACAGCAGCAAAUACGAGUUCCUGCCCCGGCUCAAUACCACCGAGCAUCAACUGGCAUUGCGUCGCGUCCACAACGACUUGCAAUUCUAUGUGGCCGCCUUCAGCUAUCUGCGCCACGCCCAGCUGCACUGGGAUUACGAGAAUAUACAGAAGCAGAGCGUUCUCUCCUCGGAACUGCAACGUCUGCGGGCGAGUGCACGUUCCGUGCUGUGCCUCGUCGAGGAGGCCAUCAAUGGCACCAGUCGGCUAUAUGCGCCCAUCCGGAAGAAUCAGCGGCAGAAGAUGGCCGCGCCGGAGCGCAUCAAGACGGUGCCGCUGCAUCUGAUGGAGAAGCGAUUGCAUCAGUUCCAGACACCGCUGGUGGCUCUGCAUCGACUGGCGGUGUUGGUGGCGAACAAUGAGUCGGCGGCGCAGCCAACGAAACCGUUUGAGCUGGAUGCGCUCUUCCUCAAAUACCACUACAUGAAGUAUUUGAAGCACAUAACGCAGCUGCUCGCGAAGCAGCGCAAAAGGAACUGCACGAGUCGUCCAGGAGCGGUCGCACCACGGCCCAAAUUGCAGAAGAAGCAACGGCCAAGUGCGUAGCUGCUGCUCCGAGUCUAAUUCUCAUGACAAAGGACACGCUUAGCCAAACAACAACAACAACAACACCAACAACAAGAAGAAGAACCGGCUUUGUUGUCACGUUAAUCUUAAACUUAAUUUAUUAUUAUUUCGAUAGUGGAAAGAACAAACCCCCUCUCAACGAUAGCUAUGAAUGACAUAACGAAUCCAAAUCCGAAUCCGAAUGCCAAGUUCGAAACGCAAUCGAACAUGUCCAGCAACUCUAGCCUAGAAACUAAUCCGAUGUUCAUAUCGAUUAUUUAUUAUUCAUACAAAUAAUUAGCUAUUCUCACCAUUUUGCGAGUAGAUAUUUACAUUAACAUUUACAUAACAUUUAC